Molecule: messenger RNA, 1185 nt
Organism: Myzus persicae (green peach aphid)
Lineage: Eukaryota; Metazoa; Arthropoda; Insecta; Hemiptera; Aphididae
Product: L-xylulose reductase-like
Exons: 6
Coding region: 214-1050 (278 amino acids)
Biological process (GO): glucose metabolic process; xylulose metabolic process
Molecular function (GO): L-xylulose reductase (NADPH) activity; carbonyl reductase (NADPH) activity
Source: RefSeq, a predicted model, not a curated record
ACUUUUUUUCAGUAUAAUAACAUAAAGUAACUUUUACUGUUUCUGCUUUAUCUUUCGGUGUCUCUUUUUACUGUAAUAAUUAAUGAUUUUAAAAUAAUUAACAAUAUCAAGGCUGGUCUGGGAAUACAAAUUGGCCAAGGAGAAAUUAGACAUUUUGGGAUAAAUUGAUAAAGUAGAAGCUUAAUUUAUUAAGUCCGUCAAAAAUUUAACAAAAUGUUCAAAAUGAUGGGUUUCUUAAGUAAACUACCGCAUAAAAUAGCUGGACAAAAUAUGGCCGUCAAUAUUAUGUCUAGAAGUAUGGCUUGUAAAAAUGUACCACAAAAAAUGGAAGAUUAUUUCAAAAACAAAAAAAUUAUAGUGACUGGAUCUUGUGCUGGUAUGGGCGAAAAAAUUACAGAGAGAUUACUAGAUUUGGGUGCAUUUGUUUACGCAGUGGUAGAGAAGGAAGAGGGAGCUGCUAAAGCAUUACCAAGAACAAAACAAAUAUUUUGUGAUGUUUCAAAUUGGGAGGACACUUAUAAGAAAAUGUAUGACAUCGGACCAGUACAUGGUUUGGUCAACAAUGCUGGUGUGGCUGUUAUAGAACCAUUUUUUGAAGUCACCGAACAUGGUUGGGAUAAGACUUUGAAUGUUAAUGCCAGAGCCUUAGUGAGAGUAAGUCAAGCAGUGGCCAGAAACAUGAUUGAUGCUGGUAUCAAAGGAUCUAUUGUCAAUAUUUCUUCGACAAUUUCAACUAGAGCCAUACCCGAUCAUACAACAUACUGUGCAUCUAAAGGAGCUGUGAAUCAAAUAACCAGAACAAUGGCAAUCGAGCUGGGUAAAUGUGGUAUCCGUACAAACAGCGUAAAUCCAACUGUCGUGUUGACCCGUAUGGGUAAAAUUGCAUGGUCAGAUCCCGCGAAAUCCGAACCCAUAAUGAAACGAAUUCCACUGGGCAGAUUUGCAGAAACCGAUGACAUCGCGAAUGCUGUGAUUUUCAUGCUCAGCGACUAUUCUACAAUGGUGAACGGAACAUCCCUCGUAGUUGACGGCGGAUUCUUGGCAGGAUAGACAACUUUGCUGCAAAACAAAAUUAUUAGAAUUCACUAAUUCAAAACAAAAAGCUACUUUAAAAAAAAAUUUCAUGACACACAUUGUAUGCAAUAUAUUUAUUACACGCAUUUUACAAUAACUCAUAUCAUACGU